AAAAGGUCAGAUAAGAAAACAUACACAAUAAUCAUGGAGGACGUUAAUGUGAAAACACCAAAAGAAAUUGAACGAAAAUCAAGGUCAUUUUUUCACAUAGAUAAGGAAAUGCUGAGAUUCAAAGCUCAUUAUUUCCUGUUCGAGGGCGGCACAGCCUCAGUCACACCUUUCAUUCCAGUUGUUGCAAAAAACAGACUUGGUCUUUCUGCUACUUCCUUAGCAGUAGUUGUAGCAGCCCAUCAAUUUGUAACCAUACUCUCAAAACCAGUCAUUGGUUAUAUUGCUGAUUACUUCAACAGACUAAAACUGAUGAUAAACAUACUGCUUAUAAUUCAAACCAUCUUCUUUUUCCUUAUUCUUUCAAUUCCACCCCUCAAGAAACCAACGUCAGUUCAGCAAUUCAGAAACUGGAAUGAAGUAUCUGAAAUGAUCAGCAUAAGAGUACAUUUGCCAACUAACAACUCCUCAAGUUCAAACAUUUCAGACAAGAAUAAAAACGAAUGGAACAUUGAAAAUAAAAUAUAUACUGAUGUAAUGUGUGUACCAUACGUAAACACAACAGAGUUGCUCUGCUUUCAAACGACUGAUGAAAAGAUAACUCAACUGGAGUUUGGAUCAAAAUCAAAUUUCAGCUGUUCGGCUAUCAACCCAAAAAAUUUUACAGAUUCUGGCGAAAUAUAUAAUAAGACAUUUAAUCUUCUUAUAGUAUUAGGGCCAUAUUCAUCUUAUCCUGUGAAUGAUACUUGUUCUUGCACGAUGACAUUCACUAAAAAUGGACAUUCAUCGUUUUUGCCUACAAAAUCAGAUAUCAGUGACUUCGAAACUUCAGAAUUUUGGAUCUUUGCAGUUGUGAACACAGUUACAGGUAUAUGCGUCAACUCACUUUUCAGUCUUUCUGAUACAGCUUGCUGUGAAAGUGUACAGAGAUUGGGAGGAGAAUUUGGAAGACAAAGAUUAUUUGGUGCCGUUGGAUGGGGUAUAUUGGCAGCGCUAAGUGGAGUAAUAUGCGACUUAACUGGUGGAUUUCUUGCUUCUUGGAUAUUUAUGGCUGUGUUGCAAAUUAUUGCUGUAUGGAACAUUUCACAAUUGGAUCUUGCUAAACCUCACUUUUCGCAGAGUCUCUUAAAAGAUAUUGGUCACGUACUAAAGUCUGUAGAAUUCACGGCCUUCGAAUUGGGAGUCUUUUUCAAUGGAAUUGGUGCAGGAGUAGUUUGGUUUUACUUGAUUUGGUUCCUUUCAGGUUUAGGUGCCAGCAAAUUUCUCUGCGGGCUGACACAGUACAUCCAAUGUUUUCUUGGCGAGAUUCCGUUCAUGUUCUUUGCAGAUUGGUUCAUACGUAAAUUGGGACAUUUUAAUCUUAUUUCCCUUUCUCUAUUAUCAUAUGCUUCGCGUUUCUUAUGGUACAGUUACUUAAAAAAUCCUUGGCUUGUUCUGCCAGCAGAGAUAGCUCAUGGUUUUACGUACGGAACGCUUUUUCCUACAAUAGCAUCCUAUGGAAAAUUGAGUGCCAAACCUGGAACUGAAGCAACAACACAAUCAAUUCUUUUUAUGACGCAUGGUGGCUUAGGAGCUGGCCUUGGAUGUAUUUUGACAGGAAUUUGUUUCGAUAAAAUAGGGCCUCAUCAAACUUUCUUCUACUUUUUCCUAAUGACCUUUUCCGCCGCCAUCUUGAAUUUUAUGAUGACUUUUUACUUCAAUCGGCGCAACGUUAAGAAACUCAACAUAUACUCAGUUUCAAAUAUUAAACAAUCAGAGUAAUUAUGAAACAUUCUGAUUAUUGAAGGCAACGGCAGAGCUAUUUUUAAUUAACGCAAGCAGCUCAAUCAGUGGAUCUUGCUCAUAAAUUGUACUAAAGAUUUUUAUAAACAAUAAAUUGUGUUUUUUCAUCGAUUGUUUCAGCAGGAGAAAAAUAUCUUUACGACUUUAAUUAUUUUCGUAAGUUAGUUUUCAUUACACAUGGUAUUAUAAUCAGUAUAAAAAUAUAAGAGUGAGGAGUUGGGUUCUCACUAAAUCGAAGGAGAACAAAUAGAUGGUGUUUGAAGGGAAAAUCAUGAGAAGAUUUUUGGUGUUGCAAACGAAAACAACAUGUUGCGCACUCUCUACAAUUUCGAGAUUUACAAGAAGUUCUUUAAGUAACCAGAUAUCGUCCAUGUCAUUAAAGCUAAUCGCAUUAGAGGGUUAGGAUACCUCAACAGAUAGGAAUGGCAACGAGUCAAACAAGAAAGUGACUUUUUCGAAACCAGAUAAAGACCGUUAGAAAGGCAGACAAACCUCCAAGGUGGCUAGACUGCUUUGAAAAAGACCUCCAAGUAAUUGGUGCUGGUAGAUGAAGUACAAUGGGGACUAACAGGGCAAGAUGGGGAAAACUUAUUGAGACGGUCAUAGCCUGACUCUGGCUGUAGUGCCGAAGAAGAAGAAUUUUCAUUUUUUUUCUUUUUUCAAUAUCAUUCUUGCACAUUCUAUAAGGAUUUUGUUUACAUAGAAAAAGAAAUAAGUCACAUCUUGCAUGAUUUGGUUAACGGAUAGCUUUCAUCUGAUAAAACGCUUUAGAUCAAACAUUUAUUUUAACAAAAUGUGUAUCAUCUUUUAUCUUAAUUAGUUCCCUUGAUCUCCAAAUCCUUCUCAAAAAUGUAUAAUAAAAUUUAAACG
Messenger RNA from Parasteatoda tepidariorum (common house spider), 2649 nucleotides. Its product is annotated as major facilitator superfamily domain-containing protein 6. NCBI's taxonomy places the organism in Eukaryota, Metazoa, Arthropoda, Arachnida, Araneae, Theridiidae. The record is from RefSeq and is a predicted model, not a curated record. Gene Ontology annotation, cellular component: membrane.